UCUUUGAUUAAAUUGACGAAACAUGAAGUAUUAUCGACAUCAAGGAGAAGCCAUUUAACAUAUAUGGACUGACGUCACUCGCGGCCUAAGAAGCCCGGUAAAGUCUGGCUGACAUUUGGAGCACUUGAUGUCAAUAGCGGUCCGAGAAAUUCUUUUGUAUGUGGUCAGUUUGAUAGUUUCAUUAUUGUUAUUCCUGGUGUGAACACCCUAGGCGUGUUGUAUUGGGUAAGCUGUUCACAACAACAUUCCCCGGAUGUUCCCGUCACAGCCCAAUGAAAUUCAUCAGUAGCGGAAUCUAUGAAUGAAUCGACAUCUGAUUUGACGCUGGAUGGUGAUCCAGUGUAGCAUCCCGAGUAUCGUGACAGUGAUGUAUUCCGUCAUAUACACUGGUAAUUGGAGUUAUAAGGAUUUGUUGGUUCCCAAAGAUUCUAGUACAAAUCAGGGAUUCUGUAGAAAUUCCAUGGAAAGAUCGAGGCUUCAUUUUCACCAGAAACAGUCUCUCAGGGAAUGGAUGGCAUGGAAACAACGUAGCAAGUCGACUGAAAAUAACGCGAACGACGCCAAAGGCACCCAGACGAACAAAAGAGAAGGGGAGGUAACCGAUGAGACAGACAGACCUCCGCCCCUCCCUCCUCGGCGACCGAGUAAGGAGGGGCAGCGAUGUAGUCAGCAGUCGUGUUCCCAUCCCAUGCGACCGCUUCGCUGUGACGGGUCUAGAGACCAUGUCGGACCCUCCCCCGGGGAGCAACUUGGACACAGCUGGCCAAGACAUGGUAGGGGACUUGCGGACUACAAAUCUAAGUAUUCUUCAGAGACAGAUAUCAUGUCGACACGUUCGCAGGCCAAGAAAAAGAGACACAAUUUCACUAAGAAAAAACACGACCCAUGUAUCAUCCUAUCGCGUUCAUCCAGUACUUCUUCAUCGUCUAACUGUUCUGGUGAUGAGCAUGCGCCGACUACCGGAAGUGAUAUCACCCCUAGUCCCGACAUCAACAUGAACCACUUCAACGCGCGUGAGUUUGAACUAAAUGGGAAUUAUGUGAAAAAAUCAAAAAGUUGUGAAACAAAACAUCAAAAUGUGGAAUAUAUACGCCAACUAAGCAAUGAGGAGGUGAGGCGUGGAAGGCUGGAGGUCCCGACCAUCCGACACUCUCAUAGUGACGUGUCGCUCCAAUCGCUUCGCUCCUGUCCCGAGAUGGGCAUGGGGGCGAGUUGUGAGUUCGACGUUUAUGGUGACAUACAGAGCACAUGUUACGGUAGGGAUUACAAUGUUCUCAUCAAACACAUGCAAAAGUCACCUUUCCGGAGAAAGGACGUGCCUCCAUCAAAACCCUUCUCCAGUUUUGACGUUAACGAGGUAGAAUCCGUUACUCGCCGUGAGCGAGCUUCCCGACGGAUGCCCCAGCGGCCUCAUUCCAUUGGAUACUUCGAGAACAAUAGGUAUAAUAAAGUGACUAAUGUUCGAAGACAACUGGCUAUGUGUGCUCGGAACUCUGACCAGAACCAGUGCCAUUCCUCCCCAGCCUCCCCCUUACAAAAGCGCAUGCCUCUGGUGUUACCGGACGAUCCAGGGUCCGUGUCAGACCUCGAGUACAUAAUGGAAAGUCCACAUGAGAUGCGUUCUUUUGACGUGUCAAGAGAGAACAGUCUAGUGUCCGAAGAAGAGGUUUCUAAACUUUGUGGAGACUUGAGAAGAUUGACGACAAACAACGAAAAUGAAAAUGGUUAUGUGAAAGUCUUAGCCUCGCCACGAGUUUCACCGGAUAUCUUCCAUUCUGUGCCGGGAGUGGUUGUCACGUCGGACUCGGACGAAACUUCCGAUUCCCAGAACGGAAAAGUUUACCAAUCUCACAAGGGGCAAAAUUUCCUGUCGGUUCCGAAGAAGAUUAGCCGGAGGAGAAGUUCUCUUAGCUUGACCAGCGGAUCUGAGGAGAGCGACUGUGAACCGUCACCUCCCUUGUCACGUCGGGGACGAAGAGCAGCAAUCGUGGACACGAAGAACUUUGGAGAUGUAUCACCUACUAAUCUGUCUCCAGAUGUAUCCCCCAGUAACUCGUGUGACGAGGGGGAGGGUGCCAGUAACAUAGCACAGCGGUUACGGCGGCGUCGGAGUUCCGUAGAGCUGGCGAUGAGUAUUUAUCCGGGAGAUCUUCUGGUACAAGAACACCACAAGAAACUACUCAAGCGGAACACAGUAGCCGAUUUCCACGCAUUACGUCACGGCUCAAGUUCCACGUCAACCAUCAAUGACGAUGUCAAGAAAGGACGGCAGUCGUUUUCAUUGUUGAAAUUGAUGAAAUCCAGGAGCAAGGAAGCCUUGUCCAAACUGGAGGACGUGCUGGCCGGGAUGAAACCUUCAGAGUUUAAGGAUAAUUACUUGGCUGUGUAUAAGAGUUUACAUUGGUCGGACCUUAUAGCCAGCUCGGACAAGCAGACAGAACAGAUGUGCCUGUCCGAAAUGGAGCGGAAGCGACGAGAGGCAGUGUGGGAACUGUUCAAAAGCGAAUGUGUGUUCCUUAUUGACCACCUAAUGGUGCUUAAACAUUGUUUUAUGGAACCCCUGAAGAAAGUACAGGUUGAGGGUCAUCUGAUGUACGCGGAACCACAGGACCUCUUCGGCAAUCUGGACGAAAUCUGUUAUGUUAGCUACACCUUUUGUAAGGACUUCAUUGCGGCGCUGCUGAAGGGCAUGAGCUCCACUGAGUUCGGGAGUACUCGGGUUCUCCUGAAAGCUUUUGAAAGGUUUUCUACGCAUUCCAAAGAUGGAGACAUAUACCACACCUAUUGCCUCAACUACACGAACGCCCUAACCUACCUUGAAAAGCUACGCCGCCAUGAUGAUUUUACGGAAUUUGAAAGGUGGUGUGAGCAAGACCCUCGAUGUAAGCGUCUCCAGUUGACAGACUUGUUAGUAGCUCCAAUGCAGCACUGUACAAAGCUUCCACUUCUUCUGGGUAAUAUCCGGAAAUACACGGAAUGUGACGAGGAGAUAUGUCAACUGACGGAUUCUAUCGAGAGAGUGGAAAUGUCGUUGCAGAAUAUGGAAGAAAAGAUAAAAUGGGUUAAGAACUACGAGCGGGUACAGGAAGUUCAAAGACAACUUGUCUGGCCGCCCGUCACCGAAUUGGAGCCAAGAGUUUUCAUUCCAGAGUACUUGAAGAACACAUUGCUGAAACAGCCAUGUGAACGGCUUCUGGCUUGUCCUCAGCGUCAGUUGUUACACGAGGGGCAGCUUACCCUUGUCGAAUCCACAAAAGCAACUGAGGUUUACCUAUUCUUGUUUGACGAUAUCCUGUUGAUAACGAGAGUCAAGAAAUCAGCGAGAAAGAAACAGUCCCAGCUGGAAGUUAGCGGUACACAAGCCUCGUGUGAUAAAGUUACCUACACUGUACACAAGCAGCCAGUCGCUUUGGACAGACUCAGUGUACACGAUAUAAGCCAAUCAGAGGCUGCAGCUAAUGGUGUCAAGUGUGCCUUUGUUAUCGUCCAAAUUAGUCGAUUCCAGCAGAUAAUUGGAGUUUACACCCUGCAAUCGCCUACAGAUGCAGCAAAGAACGCCUGGUUAGAAAAACUUGGCGAAGCGAGAGAGAAAUUCACCAAUAAAGACGACUCUAACCAAGACUUAAAUACUGCAACUAUGGACGGCAGGGAAAAUAGACAAACGCGUAUGUCAGACAUUUCGUUCUCCCCACCGCGAAGGCAGCGAAAAAACGGAACUCUGAAAACAUCUCAUACCAAAGCUUUAUCUGUAGAUUCCGUUUACAUAUAGGGCAAUGACCUUUGGCAAACUGAUACGUGAUAUAACCUACCCACUAUGAAAACAAGUUGCUGAAACAUCACAAUGCCGUGAACGUAUUGAUCAUGCUAGAGCUGCUGUCAGCCGACUUUAGCAUUUGAGUUAAAAUCUACAAACCUACAUGAAUGUAUUAUGUUCUCCAGGACGUCAGGAAUUGGAUUUCACUUAUUUUACCAAUUAUUCUCAUUGUUAUUGAACUUAAGUGCCUGUCACUGACGUACUCUCGUACAUGUAUGCGAAACUUAAGUGCUAUAUUGUACAUACAAAUAUAAUGCUGUAUCUAAGAAAUUCGAACUACAUAACGAACUGCACAAAAUUUUACAUUACAAAGGUGACGAACCCGAAUUCAAAACCAUAAAGUGUAAAUGAUAUUGACCGAAACAAAAUGUUUUAUUACGUCUUUUGUAACUUUAAAUCAGGUAAAGGAUUGGAAAGUUUCCAUUGUAUAACCAGUUAUUGCAGGAAAGAGUGGUCCCUUGUCGCAACUUCUGUGUAUGACCGCCGAAUGUACGGGUAUGACAUUAUGUGAACUCACCGCCAUUACAGAUAUUGAAUGGUAUACAUAAUAAUACGUAAGAAUGCUCAAAAUCAAAAUGUUAUCUUUUAUGAAGAAAUGGCUUUUUAAGGAAUAUACAUAUGGAUAUGUAUUCGUGGUUGUGUACAGACUAUCUAUUGUUCAUAUUUCUUUGUGAAAUCCACAUGUUAUUACAUGAUGCUUAACUUCUAGUAUACAAAGCAAACUUAGCGACAUUGAGCUAGAUUAAGUCCAGAAUCCGAAAAUUCCAUUCUGUCGUUGGUCUGGUGCUAUUCAGAACCGGUUGAAGUGUUUUUAUAACUAGGAUUGGAGAAAGCAUUAUUUCAUUUAAAUUAAUGUGAUGUUCCUAUAGCAAAUUAAGCAUUAUAACAGUGAAAACAAACUAAUGUCUGCUCUCUUAAUCUUAGAAUCAAUACAAAUCAAUUAUCAAUUAUAUUGUAUUUCUGAUAUUUAUUUUGCCAUUUCAUGUUACAUCUCUCAUAGGAACUUGUGUGUAUUGAUACAAAAUGGCAGAUUACUCAUGAGAUAUGUUCUUCAUAUUGUUGCUGAGGGUGAUAUGUUGUGAGGGACUCCUCUCGGUGUUUGAGUGGGAGUAGCAGCCGUGAUGAACUCAUAAUAAUCAUGUUGUUAAUGAGAUAUAUGGUCACCCUAAUUAGGUGUUACUGCGUAGCUAUCUGUCCUGACUCAUAUAAACAUUUUCACUAAUAUUUUUCUAUGUUUAACCUGUAACGUGUUAUGGUAUUGGAAUUUCAUUAGUUUGACCGAUAAGUUUUAUAUCCACAUUGGAUAACAACACGUUAGAUUCCUGCAGUGUUUGACGACCCUUCUGAAGUCCCCAUUUUUUAUGACGCUUCAGAAGUCCGCAUUUGUUUGAUGACGCUUCAGAAGUCCACAUUGUUUGCUGACGCUACAGAAGUCCAUAUAUUGUUGAUGACGCUACAGAAGUCCACAAUGUUUGAUGACGCUUCAGAAGUCCACAUUAUUUGAUGACGUUUCAGAAGUCCACAUUAUUUGAUGACGCUUCAGAACUCCGCUUGUUUGAUGACGCUACAGAAGUCCAUAUAUUGUUGAUGACGCUAAAGAAGUUCACAAUGUUUGAUGACGCUUCAGAAGUCCACAAUCUUUAACGGCGCUUCAGUGUCUGUACUGUAUAAGGGAAAUAUUCAUGUAUGCUUUCUAUUGUUUAAGAAAAACGCACAGAUAUGUAUUUUUGACGAAACUUCGGAAAUGUCGCAAUGCUUAAGACAGUUCGGUAUUCCACAUUGAUUAAUGACACUUAGAAAGUUUAUGAUGUUGUUUAAAGACAACAUUUUAAUUUCUUUAAUCAUUAAUGAAAGACACUCCCAAAGUACGUUUUAUUGAAAGAGUGUUAUGUAGAACGCAUAUUAUAAAAAUUCCAGUUACAAAACAUUAUUUAUGUCUCAUUUUCGUUGAAAGGCUCGUUUGUUAUCGACACUUUUUUCUGAACGACUCUUCUAAAGUUCGUUGUAUUGAAAGGCACUUCUUAAGUGCAUGUAUUGUUUUGUAGUUAAUAAGUUUAUCAAAUUCGUUAUGUUCAUUUUGUUAACAUGCAUUGGAGUCUAGAACCGAUGUAUAUACAUAAUAUAUUCUAAUUGUAUUGCAUAAUGUCUGAUGUACUGAUUCGGCAAUGCCAUUGUUUAUGUUCCUUCAAAUUGUACUUACAUAUUAUUUACAUAUCCGUCUUGUGAUAAAAUAUUGAGUAAACAUACUUGAUCAGUUAAGGUUGUGGACAUAUACUUUGUCGGUACAAGGUUGUGAACACGAACUCAAGAACAAGGAUGUAGAGACCUGAUCGGUCAGUACAAUUUUGAUGUAGUAGAUAUGAUUUGUAUUCUAUUUCCGGUUUUGUACGUCAUACUUCCUUUGUAUUCUAUAUUGAUGACAUACUGUUGAAUGUGUUUGUAUGAUAUUGUAUUUCCAGAAUGUUGUUACGAUGGUCUAUAUGAUAUCACAAUGGUGCAGGACCACCCUAAACUAAUACAUCACGUGCCUACUAGUGAACACCCCUAAUAGGUACAGGCGAUUUAUAUUCAAUAAACAUUUGAGAAAUA
Molecule: messenger RNA, 6403 nt
Organism: Pecten maximus
Lineage: Eukaryota; Metazoa; Mollusca; Bivalvia; Pectinida; Pectinidae
Exons: 20
Coding region: 329-3769 (1146 amino acids)
Biological process (GO): Rho protein signal transduction
Molecular function (GO): guanyl-nucleotide exchange factor activity
Source: RefSeq, a predicted model, not a curated record